Ananas comosus (pineapple) is the source of this 1872-nucleotide messenger RNA. Its product is annotated as zinc finger protein ZPR1 homolog. Lineage: Eukaryota; Viridiplantae; Streptophyta; Magnoliopsida; Poales; Bromeliaceae. The transcript has 16 exons. Gene Ontology annotation, cellular component: cytoplasm; nucleus. Gene Ontology annotation, molecular function: zinc ion binding. The record is from RefSeq and is a predicted model, not a curated record. Bases 260 to 1720 code for a protein of 486 amino acids.
UUUGCCGAAGCCCGAGUUGAAACCCUCGACCCCGCGCGGAGUUUCUUCACAAAUCGGAGCGGAUUCGCGGCGCGCUUCGUUUCACUUCCAGAGCCUUCUUCUUCCUCCUCCGUGUAGAUUGUAGAAAGUAGAAACCUCUAGGUUCAUUCGCCGCGUAGGAGAGAGCGCAUCCGGAGCUCAUAGUAAGUGGUGGUGGUGGUGGUUGUAGUAGAAGAAGAGGAAGAGGAAGAGGAAGAGGAAGAGGAAGAAGAGGAAGGCGAUGGAGAACGGUGGCGCGGUGGUGGAUCUCCGAUCCGCGGCGGAGGAGGCCGAUGCCGCAGUGGCGCCGCUCAACGAGAUCGAGUCCCUUUGCAUGCGGUGUGGCGAGAAUGGCGCAACGAGGCUUCUCUUGACGCGGAUUCCGCACUUUAGGGAGAUUGUUUUGAUGGCCUUUGAAUGCCCCCACUGCAAUGAGAGGAACAACGAGGUUCAGUUUGCUGGUCAGUUACAGCCCAAAGGAUGUUGCUACCGUUUGGAGGUCCCGUUGGGACGAAGUGAGAUACUAAAUCGUCAAGUUGUCAAAUCUGAUUCUGCAACUAUUAAGAUUCCACAAUUGGAUUUUGAGAUUCCUCCGGAGGCUCAACGUGGGACACUUUCUACGGUGGAAGGGAUUCUUGUACGUGCUGCGGAUGAGUUGCAAGCCCUUCAAGAUGAACGAAAGAAAGUUGAUCCUGAGAAGGCCGAAGCUAUUGACAAGUUUUUGGUAAAACUGAGAGCUCUUGCGUCAGGAAAUGCCGCUUUUACAUUCAUUCUUGACGAUCCUUCUGGAAACAGUUUUAUAGAGAACCCGCUUGCACCUUCAUCGGACCCAUUGCUGUCUAUUAGGUUCUACGAGAGAACACGCGAGCAACAAGCGUCCCUUGGUUUUCUUGUUGAACCAAAUGCAACCGACGAAUCUGGUCAUGCUGAUGAUGGUGCUUCAGCAAAUAAUAAUAUCGUAGUAGUGCCUCAUGGCUUAGUUGGAGCUGUUGCUGGUCGUCGUGCAAUCGCUCAGGGCAACCCUGAAGAAGUUGCUGCCGCCUUAUGUAGAUAUUCGGCGCCAGAGGAGGUUGACACUUUGCCAUCAACUUGUGGAGCUUGUGGAACUGCAUGUGUUACACGCUUUUAUGCUACAAAAAUUCCAUAUUUUCGGGAGGUGAUUGUUAUGGCAACAACUUGUGAUAUAUGCGGCUACCGCAGUGCUGAGUUAAAGCCUGGUGGUGAAAUUUCUAAGAGAGGGAAAAAGAUCACUUUAUAUGUGAAGAAUGUCAAAGACCUUACCCGGGAUGUUAUAAAGUCAGAUUCUGCAGGUGUAAAAGUUCCUGAGCUUGACUUGGAGCUUGCAAGUGGCACAUUAGGUGGGCUUGUCACGACGGUUGAAGGUUUGAUUGCUAAAAUUAGUGAAAGUUUGGAGAGAGUACAUGGAUUUAGCUUGGGUGAUAGUACUGAUGACUGGAAACGGCUAAAAUGGGAGGACUUUAAAUUGAGGCUAACUAAGCUCUUAAGCCUGGAAGAGCCUUGGACUUUGAUUAUUGAUGAUCCAUUGGCGGGUUCAUUUAUUUCUCCGGCUACAGAUGCCAUAGAAGAUGAUACUCAGUUAAGAAGUGAGGAGUAUGAGAGGAGUUGGGAGCAGAAUGAAGAGCUAGGCUUGAAUGACAUGGACACUUCUUCAGCUGAUGUUGCUUACAGCGCUGCGAAUUAAUAAUGAAAGUAACUCAGCUAGUUUCAUCUAUCUCUGUUGUAAUUUAUGGUAAUAUUAUCCGGAAUCUUCAUUAUGCCCAAUUAAGUAGCAUUUUUAACUUUAUUUAUGUGCCAUGCAAUUAGUAGUAAUGAGUUAGGCUAUGUUGUUUUGAA